Messenger RNA from Closterium sp. Yama58-4, 597 nucleotides. The record is from the annotation of a GenBank genome assembly. NCBI's taxonomy places the organism in Eukaryota, Viridiplantae, Streptophyta, Zygnematophyceae, Desmidiales, Closteriaceae.
AUGGAAAGACGGGUUUAUAUCGUCGCGGCUCUUGCAGCUCUCCUCUGUCUAGCGCACUUCGCUCCGCGCGUUGCGGAGGCGGCAGUUGCGCCUCCGACGAAGGCGCAGCUGAAGGCGGAGCUGGGGAAGCUGGCGGACAGCGUGGCGCAGAAAUACCCGCAGUACUCGAGCUACACCAACACCGUCAAGAAGUAUAUCGGCCUUGCGCUGAAUUCAAAAUAUGACCUAUCAGCGCUCGCCAAUGCGACCAUCCUCAUCCCCACUAACACCGAGGCCGAAGCCCUCCUUAAGAAGCUCCCCUUUAAGGCAUCCAACAUUCCCAAGAUCUACAACAUCACCGCUUUCCACAUCUUACGCAUAAGACGCAUUGUGCCGCAAUUCAAAGCCCUGAAGCCCGGGCAGGCCGUGGGUACUCAAUUGAAGCAGGCUCUUUACAAGAUGAAUCCGUUAAAUGGAGCAAAAGUGUCAUUUGGGAAGUCGAGAAACGCGCCGGCAGCUGCAUGGACUACAGUUCUGACUCCAAGGAUUUAUGCUGGGCCGUAUUUUAUCGCACAUGGCGUCAACAAAAUAUUGAUCCCAUCUGGCACCAGGGUGUGA